Messenger RNA from Cryphonectria parasitica EP155, 258 nucleotides. RefSeq lists its product as uncharacterized. Lineage: Eukaryota; Fungi; Ascomycota; Sordariomycetes; Diaporthales; Cryphonectriaceae. The record is from RefSeq and is a predicted model, not a curated record. The transcript has a single exon. The annotation marks the transcript as partial.
GAGCAGCAGAAUCAGAACCUCGAACAAUAUUUCUGUGCUUAUUGCAGCCUUUCUCAAGCGGAUUGGAUGCAAUAUCUACCCCUUGCACAGGCAGCAUAUAACAGUGCAGACUAUAGCGGAAUAGAAUUAUUACCUGCUAUAUUGCUCUACGAAUUCCAACUAACAAAACUAAUAGAUAUCAAUAUGCAGCGCUCAAGCUAUAUUCCCAAGAUCUCAAAGCAGCUCGAAGAUCUUGCUAAAGCUUGUAAGAAGGCUUAG